AUGAAAGGUACAGUUAUGAUAAGUUGCUUGCUAUUAGCACUGCUAUCAACUUCAGUUACCAGUUAAGAACAAUAUGAACUUGUUGAGAAGAAAUUCCAAAAGUCGAAGUUAAAGGCUCCAGCUAGAGUUAAAGCUAACAAAUGCUUCUGCCUCUUGGACGAUGGUUUGAAUUCAAUUUGUCUCGAUGAUACUAUAUCUGUUAAAGCUGGUUGGGAAUUCACCCAAGAAUACUCAAUUUACAAUGGAGUUCCUGCUUCAGGUACUGGAACAGUAUCAUAAUACUACUACAAAUUGAGAGCAUAACCCUAUAUAUCAGUUGAUGCAGUCAUCCAUCCCUAUUUAAUCAUCGACAAGCUUUACACUAAUGAAAUAACAGCUGAUUUAGACAGUUUUAAGGCUUAUGUUUUCGGUGAGCUUCUCUAUUUCUAGGACCACAGCAUUUGUUUAAAUGCUGGUUGGGCCACUGACAAGAUCCUCUUUACUCUCCAAAUGGCUAUGUCAUUCAGAGAUUGUUACAAGACAGUCAUCAACACUUUAUUCAACUUUGAUAAUUGGGUAGGACCAAGUGCUAAAUGGAUUGACUCUUGCGAUAAGAGUAAUGAUGAAGAUCUUACACUCUAUUCAUGGAAUCCAAUUACUGCUGCGAAAGUAAAUCAAUACUGGUUUGGUGAUGGCACAUUGAAAACUAGUGGAUGUUUCCCAGGAAAUCUAUUUAAAGACUCAUUUGGAGGUCAAGCUUUAAAUAAUUUGAUCGUCUAUGUCUUCGCUCAAUUUAUGAAUUUCGAGAAAGUAGAAGAAUGA
Molecule: messenger RNA, 801 nt
Organism: Stylonychia lemnae
Lineage: Eukaryota; Ciliophora; Spirotrichea; Sporadotrichida; Oxytrichidae
Source: the annotation of a GenBank genome assembly